Molecule: messenger RNA, 739 nt
Organism: Fimicolochytrium jonesii
Lineage: Eukaryota; Fungi; Chytridiomycota; Chytridiomycetes; Spizellomycetales; Powellomycetaceae
Product: nucleophile aminohydrolase
Exons: 3
Coding region: 148-732 (194 amino acids)
Biological process (GO): proteasomal protein catabolic process
Cellular component (GO): cytosol; proteasome core complex, beta-subunit complex; nucleus
Molecular function (GO): peptidase activity
Source: RefSeq, a predicted model, not a curated record
CAAGCCUUCAAACCCACCAACCAGAACCUUAUAACAUCGCAAGGUCGACCGCUCAUCUUAUCCAAAGUCCAUCGCACGCUAAUACAGUCCCCGCCUUCUGCAACAUCCUCGUUCCCUUACGGACACUCUAAGAGUUGAUACGCAACCAUGGAGGCCCUCUUCGGCAUAGUAGGCAAAGACUUUGUCCUCACAGCCUCAGACAGAACCACCGCCCGCUCCAUCGUCGUCAUGAAGCACGGUGAAGACAAAUCAAGGGAACUCAACAAACAGACCCUCAUGCUGUAUUCGGGGGAGGCCGGCGAUACCGUGCAGUUCGCGGAAUACAUUCAGAGAAAUAUUCAGCUCUAUGGGAUACGCAAUGGCGUGCCUUUGAGCCCGCAGGCGACGGCUAGUUUUACUAGGAGGGAACUCGCCAAUUCGCUCAGGAGUAGGAACCCAUACAACGUCUUUGUCCUAAUCGCCGGCAUCGACCCCAAAACGCAGCUUCCCGAACUCUACUGGCUCGACUACCUCGCAUCCUCCGUGAAGCUGCCCUUUGCGGCGCACGGGUACGCGUCGUACUUUUGCAUGUCCACGAUGGACAGGUAUUGGAAGGCUGAUCUGACGCUGGAGGAGGCCAAGGCGCUGUUGCGGAAGUGCAUUGAGGAGCUGAAGGUCCGCUUUAUUGCUAAUAUGCCGGAGUUUACGGUCAAGGUGGUGGAUAAGGAGGGGAUUAGGGAGAUUCAGUUGUGAGCCCGAG